AUGGCCGCGCUGCUUCAGAUCGCUUCAAAACAAGCUCCCCAAAUUAAUCGUAGUUUGCUGGAGUGUGUUCGUCUUUCGUUCAAAAAUCCGCAUCCAAUCGGCGAAACCUACUGUCGGUUUCAUUCGCGGCAAUUGCAUAGCAGAGCGGCCGCUACUGCUAACCUGCACGAUGACUCCCGAUUUAGAAAGCAAGAAGCAAAAGGAAGCACUUUGGGUAAACCAUGGCGCUACUACUCCACCCAAGUCCCAUCGGAUAAAAAGGAUCAGCAAACGACCGAAAAUGCUCUCUUGAACAUAUUUCAGAAGAGGAAAAAGGGGCACCAUCCGGCGUCGGGCGAAUCGAUCGGGACGUACGAAGGACCGGAAAUUAAGGCCACCGAUAUGAUCAAGGCGAUGGCGACCUAUAUCUGGCCGAAGGAUGAUGCGAUGGUGAGAAAGCGCGUCCUGAUAUCGCUGAGCUUGCUGGGAGGAGCGAAGGUCCUGAACGUCUGUGUUCCGUUCCUCUUCAAAAUGGGAGUUGAUAACCUCAAUCUGCUGAGCAUGGACACGGUCCCGCAAGCUGCGUCCGCAUUAACCAUUUCCGUGCUAUUGGGAUAUGGUAUAGCGCGUGCCGGUGCGGCCGGUUUCAACGAGCUGCGCAAUGCGGUUUUUGCACGUGUGGCUCAACAUUCUAUACGCAAAAUUGCCACCAACGUGUUCUUACAUCUGCACAACCUCGAUCUGCAAUUUCAUCUCAGCAAGCAAACGGGGGCUUUGUCCAAGACGAUCGAUCGAGGAUCGCGGGGUAUUAAUUUCGUACUAACCGCAAUGGUGUUCAACGUUGUGCCCACAAUGUUCGAGUUGGCGUUGGUGUCCAGCAUACUCGGUAUGAAGUGUGGCCUCGCGUACGCCGCCCUCUCGAUGGGCUGCGUCGGAGUGUACAGUGCCUAUACCCUGGCGGUGACGCAGUGGCGCACCAAGUUCCGCAUCUACAUGAAUCAGGCGGAAAACGAGGCCGGUAAUAAGGCGGUCGAUUCGCUGAUCAACUACGAAACGGUCAAGUACUUCAACAACGAACAGUACGAAGCGAACCGCUACGACAAGGUGCUGAAAAAGUACGAGGAGGCGAGUCUGAAGACGAGCACUAGCCUGGCGUUGCUAAACUUUGGCCAGAAUGCCAUCUUCAGUGUGGCCCUUAGUACGAUCAUGGUGAUGGCGGCGAAUGAAAUAGCCCAGGGUCGCAUGACCGUGGGCGAUCUGGUGAUGGUGAAUGGACUUCUGUUUCAACUGUCGAUUCCCCUCGGAUUCCUCGGUAGCGUUUAUCGUGAGGUGCGCCAGGCACUGCUCGAUAUGCGCACCAUGUUCACGCUGAUGGGUGUGGAGAGUGCGAUACAGAACCGCGUGAAUGCGCCCCCACUGGAUGUGCGGCGUGAAACGGCUUCAAUCGAGUUCCGCAACGUGGGCUUUCGCUACGCACAGAGCAAUGACAUCUUCAAGGAUCUUUCGUUCACCAUUCCGGCGGGCAAGAAAAUUGCCAUCGUCGGUGGAUCGGGUUCGGGUAAAUCUUCCAUGGUACGCCUGCUGUAUCGAUUCUUCGAGCCAACGGCGGGCCAGAUACUGAUCAACGGGCAAAAUAUCCGCGAUGUAGACUUGCAAAGCUUGCGUCGGGCGAUCGCCGUCGUACCGCAAGAUUCGGUUCUGUUUCACGAUACCAUUCGGCACAAUAUCCACUACGGGGAUCUCUCGCGAUCGCAGGAGGACCUAGAGAAUGCGGCCCGCAUGGCGGACCUGCAUGAAUCGAUUUUGCAUUGGCCGAAGCAGUACGACACGCAGGUCGGAGAGCGUGGCCUUAAGUUGUCCGGUGGAGAAAAGCAACGGGUAGCGAUUGCGCGUGCAAUUUUAAAGAACUCACCCAUCCUCGUAUUCGACGAAGCCACCAGUAGCUUGGAUUCCAUCACCGAACAGAAUAUACUGCAAGCAUUGGCACGAGCAACCGACAACCGUACCAGCAUUUGCAUCGCCCAUCGUCUGUCGACAGUGAUGGAUGCGGAUGAAAUAUUGGUCCUAGAGAAUGGUCGCGUUUGUCAGCGGGGUACCCAUGAUCAGCUACUGCGAAGCGGAGGUCUAUACACAAAACUUUGGGACACCCAGAAUCGCCUCUACAACAUUAGCAGCAAAGCCGCUGGCAAAGGAGCUGCAACGGAUGGGGAGAAGUAAUUAGAAACGUGUAAAAAUUACGAAUCAAGAUCAAGAUUAUUCGAACGUGCAUGAUACGAGAUCCACUGUUAACUAUUUUUAAGCCGAGAAUGGCAAUCGGACAAACCUCUAAAAGAGGAGAAAAAGGAAAGACGUUCUUUUCGUCACUCGUGUGAUUCGAGUACAAAAGUUAUUUUUCUAGCGUAUUAUCAAUUAACGUGUACAGUGCAACCAAAUCGAUUUCAUAGAAAAUGCAAUAAAGAAUCUUGAAAAUGCCGA
Molecule: messenger RNA, 2454 nt
Organism: Anopheles coustani
Lineage: Eukaryota; Metazoa; Arthropoda; Insecta; Diptera; Culicidae
Gene: ABCB7
Product: iron-sulfur clusters transporter ABCB7, mitochondrial
Exons: 7
Coding region: 1-2196 (731 amino acids)
Biological process (GO): intracellular iron ion homeostasis; transmembrane transport
Cellular component (GO): mitochondrial inner membrane
Molecular function (GO): ATP hydrolysis activity; ATP binding; ABC-type transporter activity
Source: RefSeq, a predicted model, not a curated record